This is a messenger RNA of Betta splendens (Siamese fighting fish), 2759 nucleotides long. It is a transcript of the gene baiap2b, whose product is annotated as BAR/IMD domain containing adaptor protein 2b. Lineage: Eukaryota; Metazoa; Chordata; Actinopteri; Anabantiformes; Osphronemidae. The transcript has 15 exons. Gene Ontology annotation, cellular component: cytosol; nucleoplasm. The record is from RefSeq and is a predicted model, not a curated record. Gene Ontology annotation, biological process: plasma membrane organization; positive regulation of actin filament polymerization; actin crosslink formation. Bases 181 to 1794 code for a protein of 537 amino acids. Gene Ontology annotation, molecular function: protein binding; cytoskeletal adaptor activity.
CCUAGGUUUCCCACGGCCGUGAAGGCAGCACCGCCCUUUGGAAACGAGUCCGCCUCGGCUGCGUGGGGAGCCGGUGUGGGUGCAGCGGAGGACUCACCUAUAAAAGCAGGGAUCCCACGGACGGACGAGCUCGUCUCUCAGGCGCCGCUCGGAGGAUCCAGACCCAGACCGUCCCAGUCUAUGGUUGUGACUGACGCUCCUACCAGGAUGUCCCGGUCCGACGAGGUGCACCGUAUAACGGAGAACGUGUACAAGUCCAUCAUGGAGCAGUUCAACCCCUGCUUGAGGAACUUCAUAGCCAUGGCCAAGAGCUACGAGAAGGCGCUGAGCAGUGUCACAUAUGCUGCAAAGGGCUACUUCGACGCUCUGGUGCGGAUGGGCGAGAUGGCCAGCGAAAGUCAAGGCUCUAAGGAUGUUGAAGAGGCAGCAUGGGAGGUGCUCUUUCAGAUGGCUGAGGUCCACAGACAGAUCCAGAUCCAGCUUGAAGAGAUGCUGAAGUCUUUCCACAACGAGCUGCUCACUGAGCUGGAGAAGAAGGUGGAACUGGACGCUCGCUACCUGAAUGCUGCGCUCAAGAAGUACCAGAUGGAGCACAAGAGCAAAGGGGAGAGUCUGGAGAAGUGCCAGGCGGAGCUGAAGAAGCUGCGCAGGAAGAGCCAGGGCAGCAAGCACCCCUCCAAGUACGGAGACAAGGAGAUGCAGUUUGUGGAGGCCAUCAGCAACAAGCAGAGCGAGCUGGACAGCUACAUCGCUGAGGGCUACAAGAACGCUCUGUCUGAGGAGAGGAGGCGCUACUGCUUCCUGGUGGACCGGCAGUGCGCCGUGGCCAAGACCGGCUCGGCCUAUCACAGCAAGGGGAAGGAGCUCUUAUCCCAGAAGGUCCCGGUGUGGCAGCAGGCGUGUGCUGAGCCCAACAAGCUGCCGGACCGCGCCAUGUUUCUGGCUCAGCAGAUGAGCGGCGCCGCCGGCGCCCACCAUCCGGGCCUGCCCAUGUCUGAGCCCGUCCCCGGUGCCAAACCCCUGCCGGUGCCUCCAGAACUGUCCGCUCUCAGGGCCGGCGGCGCUCUGGGACAGCAGAGGCUGAUGGAGGGAGGCCUGCCGGUGAUGAACGGCAGCGCCGGCGCCCACGGAGGAGAGGACUACCAGCAGUGGAUGGAGAGCAAGGUGGCCCAGGGCAAGGCCUCGCCGCAGGCCCAGCGGCACGGCGCCGAGGUCUACUCCAACACCCUACCGGUCCGCAAGGCCGCGCCUGCGAAGGGCAAGGCCCCGCUGACAGAGACCCGUACGCUGCCCCGGUCCAGCUCCAUGGCCGCUGGGCUGGAGCGGAACGGGAGAACCCGGGUCCAGGCCAUCUUCUCCCACGCCGCCGGCGACAACAGCACCCUGCUGAGCUUCUCUGAGGGCGACGUCAUCACCCUGCUGGUGCCUGAGGCCCGUGACGGCUGGCACUACGGCGAGAGCGAGAAGACCAGGAUGCGCGGCUGGUUUCCCUUCUCCUACACCAGGGUGAUCACCGACAGCGACGGUGACUCCACGAGGCAACUGCGAGUGCACAACCUCCACCACGGGAAGAGCAGCAGCACAGGAAACCUCCUCGAGCGGGACGACAUGACUGCGCCCGGCCCCGAAUACGGGGUCCAGACCCGCAUGGCGGCGCCGACGGCUGCGGCGCUGCACGGCAGGCAGCAGCGCCCCUACAGCGUGGCCGUGCCCGGAUUCCCACAGCAGGUUGAAGAGUACGAGCCUCGCUUCCCCACCAGCUCCACAGAGGGCAAAUUGAUCUCGACAGUGUGAGGACAGACAGACAAAGAGCACAGACUCAGAUGAUGCAAUAGGACAGGCGCCGGUCCGUUCCUCCCCCCGGUCCUGCCUCCCUCCCUCCUGCUUAGGAAGCGGCUCGGACCUGUACCUCCCCCGUGUUGUUCCACCCACCUCCCCCGCCUCCCGCCUCCUGCUGUGUAACUGGUGGUGAGGCGUCGGUGCAUCAGACCGAACAGAACGACUGUGUGCCGUCCGCGUGUUCAAAGUCAUGUGAUGGACCGUUCCUCUGAGGACAUUGUGUCUUUGCUUGUCUUUCGUGCAUGUACAUUCCUCUGUCCUGUCGCCACACGAGGAACGACGCUGUGAAGGAUGUUCAUAUAUCAGGCUGGAACCUAAAGAAGACUUUCAUUGCACUCACUACUUUACACAAUCAUUUGAGCUUUUCUUCAUUUCCUCUGAGACUAGAGCCCAUGUGUCGCAGUAGUGCAGAGUGCUGGUGUAAACCUGAGGGGAAUGUUUCCUGUACAUAUGUGAGUAUCUGUGAUCCAAGCGGCACCUUUUGAAGUAUUAGUCUGUGAUGUAGUUUGUGUCCUGCAGCAUCUCUGUGGAGGGAACCUGUCCACCCUGGUGCUUGGGCUCCUUUCACCUUUCUGUGGUGUGUGACUGUCAUUCCAAGGCUGAAUGGGGUCGACUGAACCUUCACACUGGGUUUAGUGUGGACAUUCACAUAUGAAGUAACUCCCAGCAGCUGUUGUGUUUAUUGUGAGGUGAGACAGAGAAGCUGAGCCCCAGUUGUCCAGUGUACAGAAUUCUGGUGUGUGGCCUUAAAGGGUUGAGGAGUUUGAUGGCUGUAAAACCCCAUUCAGCCUUCUGUACUCUUGUCUUCGCAUAUAAAGGGUCAUUUUGAAACUUCCAGAAAAAAAACAUGAAUCAUGUGUUAAAACUGCAGGAACUGUUUGUCAGAUUCUCUUUGUAUAAUAAAGAAGCUGGUCUACUUG